AGAGAGAGAGAGAGAGAGAGAGAGAGAGAGAGAGAGAGAGAGAGAGAGAGAGAGAGAGAGAGGUGAUUGCAGAUUGGUGGUGAUUCAAGUUGAGUGAAGGAGGAACCGAUCAGUUAUCAUGCCGAUCACACCGAUUUACACGUGGGAGGAGAACGAGAGGGUGGUGGUCAUUCGAAUACCACUGCAGGGGGUUAAUAAAAAGGAGCUGGAUGUAUCUUCAACGGAGUGGUUCGUGAGUGUGAAUUGCCCGCCCUAUCUUUUCCAGGUUGAUCUGUUUGGUGCAGUGGACGACAAAAAGAGCUCAGCAGUUUUGGACAAAGAGGGAGUGACUCUUUCUCUUGUGAAGAAGGAGGUUGGGAUAUGGGGUCAGAUAGCAGCCACAGGGUCAAAGGCGGAGUUGCUGACUCGUCGAUUAGCUUCAAUCGAACGAGCGAGAGAGAGAGCGGAGGAGGAAAAGAAGGAGAGGAGGACAAAGAAAUCGCAAACUGGCCGCUUCUUCGUGGAAAGGCAAAUGAAGCUGGAUGCAGAGAGGCGGCGUCUUCUGGAAGAGAGAAAGGAGGCAGAUCUCUCUGCCGCCAGGCACGACCUGUGGAAAUGGCGUGCAACGGCCGACACUCCCGAGCACGAAGACGAAGACGAAGGAGAGGAAGAAGACUUUUCUGGCAGAACGACGACGUCCACCUCUCCCCGUCUCCCUCCAACUCCUCGUCCUCUGCGACAAUCCCUUGGCGCGUUCGAUGAUGCUGCCACGUCAGACGAUUGUGAUCAGCAGUCCCCCUUGCGCACCAAUGGAUCUGCGGGUUUUGACCUUGUACCAGAGAAUGCCAAGCCCAAAGGGGAACAUGAUACAGCAGCAGCAGCAGCAGCAGGAGGAGGAGGAGGAGGAGGGGGAGGAGGAGGAGGAGAAUAUGCUGUUGAAUCGUCAAUAUACGACGGACUUGCAGGAAGGGGAGUGGGAGGUUCUUUUUUUUCUCAAGGGAAAAAGAAGACGCAGUCGAUUUUGUUGGAGGAUCGCAAAAAGCGACGGCCAAAGCAAACAGUUCGAUUCUCCGACGAAGUCUCCUCGGAUGCCUCUCUCGAGUCGCAUUCAUCAACUGGUAGAGAUGGAGGUGGUUUUGGGAGCCAUGACGAUGGCUGCGAUACAGCGAAGAAGAGCAGCAGGAAGUCAGCCACGCUGAAGCCUGUCGACGAAGGAGAGAGGGGUCAAUUGCAUCCUGUUUCUGUUACAGAUGAAACUCAGCGGCAGCCCGCACUCGCGCAGAAGCACUUGACAACGACGUCGCCUUCGAGCGACGCAGCUGCAGCACAGAGUGUGGUCCUUGGCUAUGGUGGAUAUGGCGGCUCGACUGGCGAGAGGGACGACUCCCUCGAGGAUGACGAUCUUGUGAGGGUGCGCAGCAUUGUUAGAGCGCGGACUGACGUCAACCGAAAAGUCUCGGAGGUGGAAGAUGAUCGUCGUCAAGACAGGGCCGCAGUUGGGAGAGAGAGAGAGCAAAGAGCUUCCCCUGCUUGUGAUCCGCCUUCCAGUGAAACUGUUUUUUGGGCUGAUUUGGGGAAGAAAGGGGGGUCACAGAGGAAGGUGGGAGGAGGAGGAGGAGGAGGAGGAGGAGGAGGAGGAGGAGGAGGAGAAGAGUUGCUGCGCCCUAUAUCUCAUCGACGGUUCAAAAUGUUCGAAGAGAAAGUGUUACCACCGCCUCGGAAUCUGGUCGUCAUUCGCGUCAGUUUCACGCCCAAAUGCCCGAGCCUUCCGGCGAGAGAGAGUAGAGAGAAGGAGAUUGAGUUGAAGUUGAAGAGAGAGCGUGAUGAGAAGGACAACGAGAGUGUGGACAUGGCAGAGCGGAUCCCGGUGUUUCUUAAAGAUAAAGGAGACGCUUUGUACAAACAGGGAAGCUAUGAGGGUGCCAUUCACGCGUACACGAGGGCCAUCGAGAAGAACAGCAAAAUGGCGCUGUGUUACGCAAACCGUGCGUCGUGUCGACUGAGGACUGGAGAUUACCAGGCGUGCGUUGAAGACUGUACCAAGGCUUUCGAGCUUUUGACCCAGGAGCUGUCAGAGUUGGAACAGAAAAGAGAGGAAGAAACUGAACAUGAUGGCCAAGGGGUCUACGGAUCGAUAGGAGAGAAGAGCCGCGAAUACUUGCGCGAGCAUCGCAAAGUAUGCCGAGUUUGUUGUGGUCUAGUUCCAGCCAACAUGGCCGAUCAACCUCCCGGCUUCGCUGCAGCAGCAGAGACUCCCUCCUCCUCCUCCUCCUCCUCCUCCUCCUCCUCCUCCUCCUCCAUUAUGGCAGCAGCAGCAACUCCUUCCUCCUCCUCCUCCUCCUCCAUUAUGGCAGCAGCAGCAGCUCCUUCCUCCUCCUCCUCGUCCUCCUCCUCUGCAACACUCGUAGCUUCUUCCUCCUGCUCCUCCUCCGCUGUAGCAGCAGCAGCGCCUUCCUCUUCCUCCUCCUCCUCCUCCUCCUCCUCUGCUGUCGUCACGUGCACUGCCUCUACGCCUUCGCCGAUUGAUGAAAACAUGACGUCCCUCGUGUUGUCCGACCCCCAACGGCCGUCGCCAUCAAACGCUGACACGUCAUGCUCUCAUACAGACACUACUUUCUCUUCCCCUUCUUCCCCUUCUUCCUCCUCUUCCUCCUCUUCCCUCUGCUUGCCGUCCUCGUCAGUCUCGUCGUUGCCCAGGACUGAGCAAGACCUUUCUUGCCCUGUGAAGCCCAGCAAGGCGAAAGUGAAGGCGUCGCUCGUCAAGGUGCUCAUGAGGAGGGGCGCUGCUUUGUGUGAACUGGGUGAUUUGCACAAGGCGUCUGAGGACUACAAGCAGGCCGUCUCUCUAGAUCCUGGAAACGAGGAGGCAGCACAGAAUCUCCUAGAAAUAUUAGAGUGUCUGGACCCUCUGGACUCUGAGGGACUGAUGCGACGCGGAGAUCGCAAGUACAAGCAAGGUCAAUUGGAGGCUGCCAAGCUGUCGUACACGCAAGCACUGUCGCUUCCUGCAGCUGCUGCUGAUGUCAGGCGUAAGUGCUAUGCCAAUCGAGCAGCCUGUCAUUUCCGAUGCCAGGACUUCACUACCGCCGUAAAGGACUGCGAUCGUGCGCUUCGGUGUCUCCUCUUUCCCGAUCUAUGCGCUAAAUUCAUUCCCAUUACCAAGCGUAGUUGCGAUACCGGCAAUGAUCGCGGCGGCAAGGGUCCGCACAACCUUCCAGAUUCAGAAGAGAGACAACGACAACAACAGCAGAAGCAGGAGCAGCAGGACGAAGAGGAGGAGGAGGAGGAGGAGGAGGAGGAGGUUCAGAAAGAACAGAAGGGUUGCCGGCAGGGAGAAAAGAAACAGCAUUGCCAACCGAAAGGAGAGGAAAGCGAGGUUGAAGAAGAAGAAGAAGACGAAGAGGCCCGAGAGAUGGAGAGAGCUCACUCGGCGGCCAUAGCCGUCGCAAUCAAGCUGGCCAAAGAGAAGGGGAAGAUAGUGGAGGGGGUCAGCAACAAGCGAAGAAGCCUGAACAACGCUGCCCUACCGAACGCGAUUCCCAGCCUCUCUUCAUCCCCCGCCCACUGGUCGGGGGGUGUUCGAGAGGGGGGAGAGGGGGGGAACUGCCCUCGAGCCCAACCACAGCCGGCGGGGCCUCUCGAUCACAUCCCCAACUCCAACCUCGUUGCUACUGCUGCCAACGAGUCGACUGUCGGCCCCGAGCAAUCUCAGCCGUUGGUCGUUGAUGGAAGAUGGUCCUCGGGCGACGCCAACGACUGCGAGAACGUCGGCUUCGAGGGCCCGGAGUGGGAUCUGGACAAGAUCAAGGAUGCUGGCAGCAAGCCCAGGUCGCUCAUCAAGCUUCUGUCGCGCCGUGCCUCUGCCAACGCUCACCUCAGACGAUACCAGCAGGCCAGGGCAGACCUACUUGCCGCUUUGGAGCUGGGGAAAGCUGCCGGCGAUCAGCAGCUCGUGGACGAUCUUUCCCACGACUUGCUGACCGUCGAUUCUAUCAUCAGCAAAUAAAUCUCCGUUAUGAUCGUCGACCGUCGAUUUCUAACAAUGCUCGCCACUGGACGAUA
Molecule: messenger RNA, 4041 nt
Organism: Chara braunii
Lineage: Eukaryota; Viridiplantae; Streptophyta; Charophyceae; Charales; Characeae
Source: the annotation of a GenBank genome assembly